Molecule: messenger RNA, 426 nt
Organism: Vespa velutina
Lineage: Eukaryota; Metazoa; Arthropoda; Insecta; Hymenoptera; Vespidae
Exons: 3
Coding region: 1-426 (141 amino acids)
Source: RefSeq, a predicted model, not a curated record
AUGAUUUGCAAAAAGGAAGACUUUGUUGACAACGAGUAUUACGCUUACAAUCUUAUAUUAUUUAGACUCCUUGGAUUAUGGGAUUAUCAGACAUCGUCAUGGAAACUGAUUUACGUUUCUUAUAUUAAUAUUUUCUUAAUUAUUGGAUUAUUUGAAGAGAUUUAUGUUCUAUUUUCGUCAAAACGAAAAAUAGGCAUCUACGUUAAAUUAAUGGAAAUUAUUUUGCCUACUUUAUGCUUCGGAUGUUGUUAUUACAAUUUGCUCAGGAAUGGUGCAAUUAUGAAGAAAAUUCUUAAUCGUAUCAAAUGCGACUGGGAUAACAUAACGAAUCAACCGGAAUUGGAGAUAUUGAAAAAAUAUGCCUAUUUAAGCAGAAAGAGUACGGUUAUAAUAGCAAGUCAGGAAAAUAACACAAACACACCAUAA